Python bivittatus (Burmese python) is the source of this 611-nucleotide messenger RNA. It is a transcript of the gene NDUFB1, whose product is annotated as NADH:ubiquinone oxidoreductase subunit B1. NCBI's taxonomy places the organism in Eukaryota, Metazoa, Chordata, Lepidosauria, Squamata, Pythonidae. The record is from RefSeq and is a predicted model, not a curated record. Gene Ontology annotation, cellular component: mitochondrion; respiratory chain complex I.
AGCCGUCUCUAGUUGAGGCCUAGGCCGUCAGGAUCGGUAAGGUUACAGUAGUGUUGCUGGGAGCGGAAAAGGAGAGUCAGAGUGGGAGAUAGGAGGUAACUAUGAUAAAUAUUAUCCACUUGGUGCGAGAUCACUGGGGUGUUGCAUUGUUUCCCAUAGGAUUUAUGGUGGGAUGGUACUUUGACAACAGAAAUGAUGAAAAGCUGGCAAUAUUCAGAAACAAGAGCAAGUUAUUUCAAAGGGAAUUGAAACCUGAUGAAGAUACUGUAUGGAAAUAAUGUGUCAAGUGAGAGCUGUUUCCCUAGUUUCCUCGCUCCAUGAUGAAAACAGAAUCUAGUAUUCCCUUUGUUCAAAAUUUGAUUCCUAAAAAAGUAUGUAGCCUAACUAUAUAGGGCAGUUCAGGCAUUCUGUUUGGAGUGAGGGUGAUGGUACUCUGAAGGCUGGUACAGAGUGUUCCUAAGAAACUGCUCAUCUCUCUGAACUUGAUCAGAUACAAGAUUGUUCAUAUAUAUAUUUUAUGCACUUCCUGGAAUUUUUUUUCCCUUGAGAAUUGAUAAGAUCUUCUCUUCCUGCAUUUAAAUAAAAGUACUUUGAAAUAGACUUAAAACACA